AUGGCGUUCCUCAACUUGGAGUGGUCUGGCAAUGCUGGCGCCUGCUGGGGCCUCAACUGCAGCCUGGGCUGGUGGUGCUGUGGACCCUGCCAUCUUGCCAAGUUCCACUCCAAGACCGUUGACCAGGACUUCGUCUCCCCCCUCGUCCGCCGCAACCUCCGCGUCGGCCUGGGCGUCGGCAAGGACGAGACCAUGGACCUCGUGGGCGACUUCCUCUUGGUCUGGUGCUGCGGACCGUGCGCCAUGGGCCAGAUGCUCAGGGCCGCCGACAAGGCCGACUGGAACUCCUUCCCCGAGUGGGGGCCCUCCCUCGGCCGCGUCUCCGUCGAGCCCUUCAAGAUGAUGAAGUAA
Acanthamoeba castellanii str. Neff is the source of this 351-nucleotide messenger RNA. RefSeq lists its product as uncharacterized. The record is from RefSeq and is a predicted model, not a curated record. The coding region runs from base 1 to 351 and encodes 116 amino acids. The transcript is spliced from 4 exons. NCBI's taxonomy places the organism in Eukaryota, Discosea, Longamoebia, Acanthamoebidae.